This is a messenger RNA of Schistocerca piceifrons (Central American locust), 936 nucleotides long. RefSeq names its product craniofacial development protein 2-like. The record is from RefSeq and is a predicted model, not a curated record. Lineage: Eukaryota; Metazoa; Arthropoda; Insecta; Orthoptera; Acrididae. The transcript has 2 exons. Gene Ontology annotation, molecular function: catalytic activity.
AUGAGGGUGAUACGCAAUUACAAGAACUCAGCAAAAGAGUUCUCACAGCCUCUGUCACCUCAAUUCUCCAACUUCCUACCUACACGUGGUGCCCCUGUUAAGCCGAGCAACUCAGCGGAAGGUUGGUGCAAAGAGAAGCACUGCAUAGGAACAUGGAAUGUAAGAUCCAUGUACCAAGGAAAACUAGACAUAGUGAAAAGAGAAAUGGAGAAAAUUAACAUCGACAUAUCGGGAAUAAGUGAAAUGAGGUGGACUGGCAUGGGAGAAUUUGCUUCGGAUGACCAUAUGGUGUAUUAUUCUGGGCACGAUAACAACAGAAGUAAUGGAGUAGCCUUCACUGUUAGUGGUAAAGUGAGAAAAGCUGUAAUGAGAUGCAAAUAUAAACAUGAUAGAAUGAUGUCCAUCAGAUGUCAAGGUCAGCCCCUCAACAUCACAGUAAUUCAAGUUUAUGCGCCAACAGCCGAUGCUGAAAAGGAAAUUGUUGACCAGUUCUAUGGAGAUUUACAAGAAUUACUACUGUCAACACCAAAAAAGGAUAUCGUCUUCAUAGUUGGAGAUUGGAAUGCAAAAGUGAGAAAUCAAGCUGUAGAAGGUAUAACAGAGAAAUAUGGUCUCGGUACAACAAAUGAAGCAGGACAGAGACUCCUAGAAUUCUGCCAAGAAAAUUCAUUGAUAAUUACUAAUACACUGUAUCGACUACCAAAACGACGCCUAUAUACCUAGACGUCGCCAGAUGGUUAACACCGCAACCAAAUUCAUUACAUACUUUGUAAUCAGAGGUGGAAGAGCGCGGUUCAGUCAGCUACAACAAGACCUGGGGCUGACUGCGGAUCAGAUCAUGAGCUCCUGAUUGCAAAAUUUCGGCCGAAACUUCAGAAUGUAGCAAAAAGUAUCCCAACUUGCAGAUACGACCUUAAUUCUAUACCCUCCGACUAA